UCAUCAUUCACAUCAAUUAGUUUAACAGUAGAACGGUUUAAGGCGAACUGAAAAGAUUCUGUAUUGCAUUCAAUAAGGGAAAUACAAGAAAGAAUUGAAAUGCGGCAACAUAUUGGAUGCAUACUAUUUGUGUUGAUGUCGUUGGCAUCUUUAUCGAAAGGAAUAAAAUGCUGGACUUGCGAAAAUGCAAGAAACAUAGAAGAUUGCAAUGCACGGGGGAAAUUGAAACAGUGUAACGGAGCGCAAAACACAUGUGGGAUUGAGAUAAGAGGAAACGGGGGAUGGAAUUUAAAAACUAACGUCAAAAUUUUCAAGUUUUGUAAACAAGAUACAGCAUGUAGAAACGUUCAAAAUCAGAACAUGCAGAACGCCUGGAAUCUAACUCAGUGUAAUCCAAGGUUUCCUAACUCCGUUUGUCGCUGUUGUUGCCAGACAGACAAUUGUAAUGUUGGAGAGUUGGAAUGUCUUGGCAAUAAUGAAGUUUCAAAAGACGGUAUUUGUUCUCCGGCUUUCACACAUCUUACCCAUGGUCAAAUUAGCUGCAGCAGCCAAAAUAGAAUUGGAAGCAUUUGCACAUUUCGAUGUGACCCCGGAUAUUAUGUCAGCGGUCAUUUGUCCUCCACCUGUCUGAAAUCAAAGACUUGGAGUAACCAGGCACCAUCAUGUCAACCGAUUGUUUGUCCCGUGAUUUCAAGGAUCAACAACGGUUUCUUCAAAUGCGACAAAAAUUCUCUUUUUGGAAGUAUAUGCAGUUUUACUUGCGAAAACGGAUACGAUUUGAUGGGGGCACGAACAUCAAUUUGUCAAGAGAAUCAAAGAAAUUCCGGUGUUGGUCAAUGGAGUACGAAAGGUCAAUUCUGCAAACGUAUGGAAUGUGAUUCGUUACCAAACACUCCCGAAAACGGAUACAUGACAUGCAGUGAUGGAACAAACAUCGAAUCAACUUGUGAAUUUGCCUGCGAUUACGGUUAUCAACGAGUCGGAAUGCUUUACACAAUGUGCGCCAAAGGAAAAGGCAAAGCAUAUUGGAAUAAAGAAACGCCCACUUGUAAACGCAUCAACUGUGAAAAACUUGUGGCUCCUGUCAAUGGAAAUAUAGAAUGCAGCGACGACAAAUAUCUUGGAUCAAAGUGCACGUUUUCGUGCAACAAAGGUUAUUCAAGAAUCGGAGCUAUGGCAGCAAUAUGUUCCGACAGAAAAACUGAAGGCGAGGCUGUGUGGAACAGAGAAACACCAGUUUGCAAAAGAAAAGAAUGUUCAACAUAUCUUCGUACUCCUACAAAUGGAUUUAUGAAAUGUACUACAAAGAAGUUCUACGGUUCAGUAUGUGAAUUCAGCUGUGGUGAUUAUUAUGACGUAGUUGGUGACGUCAUUUCAACAUGUGCGGAACAUAAAACAACAGGAUUGAUGAAGUGGACAAGCAGAGAACCAAAAUGCCAAAGAAAACAAUGCGAUUACAUGCCACAAACACCUCGAAACGGAAAAAUGGUUUGCUCUGAUGAAAGAUAUUACGGAUCCGUCUGUGCUUUCUCGUGCAACAAAGAAUACGAAAGAGUCGGGACAUCAUACUCUAUGUGUAAAUCGUCUAUCAAAAAACAAAUGGGAAAAGGAAAACCUCAGUGGGAUCGUUCUGAACCAAUUUGCAAAAAAAAGAAAUGCAGUCUUCCUCCAAACGCUCAUGACUAUGGCUUCAUGGUUUGUACUGAAGGGAACUUCAUUGGAUCGCAAUGCGAAUAUGGAUGCGAUGAUUUCUACAGACGGGUUGGACAUUUAUACACAACAUGUAUUGAAGAUCAUUAUGGUUACAUGAGGUGGUCUGAGGAGAAAGCUCCUUCGUGCGAAAGAAUCACAUGCUCGGCAUUAAAAGAUCCCAAGUUUGGGGAAAUGGAAUGUUCAGAUGACAAAUACGUUAAUUCAGAAUGCAAAUUCAGAUGCACGGAAGAAGAUUAUAUCCUCUACCCCAAAGCAAUUAAUUCAAUCACAUGCCAAAACGACACAAACUGGUCUGAGAUGCCACCGUGUUGUGCACGAUCAUGCCCUCCUUACGCCGUAAUGGAUAUGAUCGUAAUACUGGACUCAUCGUCGUCAAUUGGGAGAAAAAGUUGGAAAAUCAUGUUGAAAUUUGUUAACGAAAUUUUCAAUCUAUUCGUUGUGCAACGAGAUGCGAUGAAUUUUGGUGUGGUUCGAUACAACAAGAAAAUCGAUACAGAAACUAGAAUUAAUUUGAAUGAAUGUCCUGAUGACUUGGAAAUGUUGAAAGAACUGGUGUCAAAAAUGCCUUAUGACGGAACUGGUACCUGGACUGGUCAGGCAAUCUCUUACGUUCAUGAACACAUGUUGAAGAAAGAAUAUGGAAACAGAGACAACAUACCGGAUGUUGUUCUCGUUAUUACUGAUGGAAGAGCCCAAGAUGAUGUCAAACUUCCGUCGGAAGCCAUGAGAAAAGAUGGAGUGUUGACAUUUGCUCUUGGUAUCACGCCCACUAACGGCAAACUUGAUAUGGGACAACUUCGUGACAUAGCAGGAGCAGAAUCAAGGUUAUUCUUAGCGGAAGAUGGGUUCGACACACUCACACCAGAAUUUGCCGAAGAAAUUAGUGAAAAAGUGUGUGGAAAUCCAUGUGAAAGAUUACAGCAUUGAAGAUUUGAUUUGCGUAGCUCAAUUAUCCUGAUAAUUUAUUUCCCGAAGUCAUUAAAUAUGUUUGAGAUUAUGACGUUCUGAAAAGUUUAAAAGUCAUGAUUGAAGAAUUUCAGAAAUAUCAAUAUCCCGGUUGCAUUUAUCUGACUUUUUUACUAUUUAUAUAUUAUUUCUUAUUGUGAUAAUGUCAAAGGCAUUUGCCAGUGUAUAUAUAAUAUUAUUUUUGUAAUUUUAUAUUUUAAUAAAUUAUAAAAGUUAUAAUUGAUACAAGGAGUGAUAAAUGGUGGAAUUUA
This is a messenger RNA of Styela clava, 2930 nucleotides long. RefSeq names its product P-selectin-like. The record is from RefSeq and is a predicted model, not a curated record. Lineage: Eukaryota; Metazoa; Chordata; Ascidiacea; Stolidobranchia; Styelidae.